CAAAAAGAGUGAAAUCCACAGCAACAGCAAUGAAAGUCUCCCCUCUAGCCCCCCAUUACCAUUAUAGCCACUACCAAGCAUCACCAAAUCAAAACACAUUAUAUUUUUAAAAUUAACACACCGUCGCCACUGUCUACCACCAACAUCCACCACUAACUCCGGUUUUUUCUUAGUAGAAUCUCUGGUUUCGUUCGGCGUUAAAGUUGGAGCUCAUGGCGGGUAGUUGCAGUAGCACAAUAUCGGUUUUCUGAAUUCUCCUUCUUCUGCGUGUUUAGUUUUUGUGAGCUGAUCCAACUGGGGAGAAGAACUCGAAAAUGCUUACAUGCAUAGCACGUCCCAAGAAAUCAGGCACGGCCAGCAACAACGAGUCUCUGAGUAAGACCGAUGAUUCCGAUCCCAACAACAAAAACCAGUCCAUGAAAUCUCUCACUUCCCAGAUAAAGGACAUGGCGCUGAAGGCGUCGGGGGCGUACAAGCAUUGCGCGCCGUGCACGGCGGGGCCAGCGGGGAGACUGGUGAGGAGAAACGGGGAGUCGUCGCCGGAGACGGACUCGGACAGGUUCAGGUGGUCGUACCGGAGGACAGGGAGCUCGACGAGAGGUUGGGGGAAGGAGAUGGAGGCGAGGCUGAAGGGGAUAUCGUCGUCGAGUGGGGAAGGCACGCCGAACUCCGCCAGCGGACGGCGGUUGGAGCCGGUGGUUCUGUUCGUCGAAGAGAAUGAACCAAAGGAGUGGGUGGCGAACGUGGAGCCCGGCGUUUUGAUCACCUUCGUGUCGCUUCCACGUGGCGGCAACGAUCUCAAGCGCAUUCGUUUCAGUCGCGAGAUGUUUAACAAAUUGCAAGCUCAAAGGUGGUGGGCGGAGAACUAUGACAGGGUGAUGGAACUUUACAAUGUUCAAAGGCUUAACCGUCAAGCAUUCCCUCUUCCAACGCCGCCAAGGUCCGAAGAUGAGACCUCAAAGCUUGAAUCAGCAGAGGAGAGCCCAGUAACACCACCACUAAGUAGGGAAAGACUAACUCGCAAUUUGCACCGUCCAACAGGUAUGGGAGUGGGGUACUCUUCCUCGGAUUCCUUCGAUCAUCAAUCGAUGCAAUCCCGGAAGCUGCAUGAAUUAAAUGGUGUUAACUCAACUCCAAAAGUCUCAACCAUUAGUGCUGCCAAGACUGAGAUAUCGUCAAUGGAUGCUUCAAUCAGAAGUAGCUCAUCCAGAGAGGCUGAUCAAUCCGGCGAUCUAUCAAUCAGCAAUGCAACCGAUUUGGAUACUGAAUGGGUUGAGCAAGAUGAACCUGGUGUUUAUAUUACCAUCAGAGCAUUGCCAGGUGGCAAAAAGGAGCUCAGACGUGUUAGGUUCAGCCGAGAAAAAUUUGGGGAGAUGCAUGCUAGAUUAUGGUGGGAGGAGAAUCGUGCUAGAAUACAUGAACAAUACUUGUGAGAACUACUGCUGAAUGCUGAUCAUGCAUGAUGCUAUUUCUUAUUAAAUUGUUUUGCCUAUUCUUCUAAGUAUGAUUACAGUUAUAGGUGAUGAAGAUGUUAGUAGAGGUACUAUCCUCGCGCCUCUCAAGCCCUGUUUUUGGCUAUUUACAUAUCUCUACUCACACUUCAGGUUGUUCUGUUGGAUGUGGCUGGCAAAAUAAAUAUAUAGUUUCGUUAAUUAAUAAUACUAUUGG
This is a messenger RNA of Arachis stenosperma, 1668 nucleotides long. RefSeq names its product protein Brevis radix-like 4. The transcript is spliced from 5 exons. The record is from RefSeq and is a predicted model, not a curated record. NCBI's taxonomy places the organism in Eukaryota, Viridiplantae, Streptophyta, Magnoliopsida, Fabales, Fabaceae. The coding region runs from base 315 to 1433 and encodes 372 amino acids.